This is a messenger RNA of Phodopus roborovskii (desert hamster), 3205 nucleotides long. RefSeq names its product zinc finger protein 473 (gene Znf473). Lineage: Eukaryota; Metazoa; Chordata; Mammalia; Rodentia; Cricetidae. The transcript has 4 exons. The record is from RefSeq and is a predicted model, not a curated record. Gene Ontology annotation, biological process: negative regulation of transcription by RNA polymerase II. Bases 384 to 3101 code for a protein of 905 amino acids. Gene Ontology annotation, molecular function: DNA-binding transcription repressor activity, RNA polymerase II-specific.
GCAGGGCUGACAUGCACUACCAUGCCCGGCUUUUAACAGAUAUUUUUAAAACAUGCCUAGUAAGUCAGGAAUGGUUGUGGAGUUGUUCUGCAGGUUCUGAAGCAUGAUAGAGAUUUAGGGGUGGCAUCGUUUUCAUUAAAUACAACUGUCAUCGUGGUCCCUACAGCAGGCAGGUUCUUUUUGAGACUUGUCCUACUAUGUGCCAUAUUCUGGAGACUCAUCCAGCAUGAUCAGGAUAUCAGCCAUAGAAGGAAUGGAGACUUUGUUUCAGCUCCUCUGCAGCUCUGCUAGCUGGGAACAUGGAGGGGAAGAAGGAGGCGCUUAAAAGAGGUCACUGGAAGCAGGCCACUGUGGCUGAGCAAUAGAAAAGCAAUUUAGAAAGCAUGGAAGCCAUGGAUUUCACCCUGGAGGACUGGGAGGAGCUGGAGCUAGAGCUGGAUAAGAGAGACCUGUUCUGGGAUUCCACACUGAGCAACUGCCAGGACCUUUUCUUGCUCAACCCCCCCAAACCCAGCCUGAAUCCCCAACCAGAUGUCAGGGAAGAGCUGGAAGCUACGGUCAGAGGAGGCCUGGGAGCCACAGGCACCGAAGCAACUGAGACCAAGAACUCUCCUUUACAGCAUGGCUUCUUGGAAGAAGGCCUCUCCCAGAUUAUGGAGACAUUGUCCAAGGAGGAACUCAACUUGGAAGCCUGCUUAAGUGAGAGCUGGUUAGAUAGUUUGCUUGGAGAUGCAGAAAGUCUUCCAAGAUCUGACAUUACCAACAAGGAAAGCCCCACAGAUUGCAAGAGUCAUGAAUUUGAGAGCAGCCUCAGUCCUGGGCCUCUCUUUCCCACAGGAGAGGAUGCUGGGAUGUCUGAUAUUCCCACAAAGAACCUCACACCGGUGACACUGAAGGGAUCCAGGAGUGACUUCAGCUUUUACUUAGAACAGAGCCAGAAGGACCCUGUUCAGGGAGAAGAGGAGCUAUAUAAGUGUAGCGAGUGUGGGCGGAGUUUCAGUCAGAGUUACCACCUCCUCCAGCACUGGAUUGUGCAUGUGAGGGAGAACACCCCUUCAUGGCCAGAGGAGGAGAGUGAGCUCAGCCAAGGUGCUUCUCUUCUCCUGCGUCCAGUGACUCAGGCAGGCUACAAACCCCAUGUGUGCCAAGAGUGUGGGAAAAGGUUUAGUCAGAGUAUGUCUCUCCAGUGGCAUCAGAAGGUUCACACUGGAGAAAGCCUGUGCAGAACUCAAUGUGAUAACCUAGAAAGGCCAUCCAAGAGUCAAAGUGCUGAGCCACAAAAGCCGGUGCAGAGUGAAGGUGCAAGCUCAUCAAAAUUCUGUAAAAUUCAAAGUUGGGACCGAGAAAAACCACCUACUAGUGACAGUGACCCAAAAAAACUGCCUGGGGGUCAGGGUGGCGUCAGUGCAUCCGUCCUUCAAACACAUCAGAAAGCUCCUGCAAAGACUAAGUUCUACAGAUGUAAGAAAUGUGGGAAGACAUUCAGCCAGGCCUUCCUUCUAGCUGGACACCUGAAAACCCAUCCUCAGAAGCUCUAUGAGUGUGCUACAUGCCCCGAAGUCUUCCAUAUCCAGAAACAGUUUGUCCAACACCGAAAAACUCACUUUGUAAAAACCGUCUUUGAAUGUCAAGAAUGCAAAAGGAGCUUUAAGCAGAGGUCUUCACUCAUUGAGCACCAGGCUGUUCAUACAGGAGAGAAGCCAUACAAGUGCAGUGAAUGUGGGAAAGCGUUGAGCCACUCCUCCACCCUGAAAAUCCACCAGAGGGCUCACAGUGGAGAGAAGCCUUACACAUGCAGUGAGUGUGGCAAAGCCUUCUGUCGGAGCACGCACCUGAGUGAGCAUCAGCGAAUCCACUCAGGCUACAGACCCUACCAGUGUCCACAGUGCGUCAGGACUUUUAGCCGUCCCUCACAUUUGAUCCAACAUCAGCAGAGUCAUGCCACAGAAAAGCCCUUUGGCUGUGCUGAGUGCAAGGACGCCUUCAGCCAUAGAGAACAGCUAGUACAGCACCGUAAAGUUCAUACCACUGAGCCCCUGUAUGAAUGUGAGCAGUGUGGAGAGCACUUCCUAUGCAGCUCGACUCUCAGCUGCCACCUGAGCAUUCACACCAGAGAAAGUAGAGGCGACAAGGUUUGGGGUCAGAACUCAAAGCACACUGGGAAAGGCUUUAAGUAUAACAAGCGUGGGAAAGCCUCCAAGCACAACACGUAUGUAGGGCAGCAGAAGAGUCACACCCAGGCCACACCCUCUGAGUGUAACCCAUGUGUGAAGAACUACGAUCACAGUGUGCAGCUCGCCUGCCGUCAGAGCAUCCAUGCUGGUGUGAAGCCAGAUGAACACACGGAGCCUGAGAAGUCCGUGCUUAGCACCUCUGUCAGUGAGCAUCUGCCUUCCGGAAGUGAGCCGCCCUUUAAAUGUAACAAGUGCAAAAGGACCUUUAGUCAGAGUGACCAGCUUCUGAGACAUCAGUUGGUUCACUCUGGAGAGAAGCCCUUUAAAUGCGACCACUGUGACAGAGCCUUCAAGCAGAGUAACCACCUUAUUCAGCAUCAGAGAGUUCACACUGUGAAGCGGCACUUUGAGUGCCGUGAGUGUGGGAAAACAUUUCGUCAGAACGCAUGCCUUUCUAAGCAUCAGAAAAUUCACACAGGGGAGAAGCCCUUUAAAUGUGCUGACUGUGGGAAAGCCUUCAUCUUGAGUACCCAACUCAUCCGACACCAGAGGAUUCACACUGGGGAAAAGCCUUAUGUUUGUCAGGAGUGUGGCAAGGCCUUCAACCAGAGCUCCUGCCUUAUCCUUCACCGUAGAGUUCACACCGGUGAGAAGCCAUACCCAUGUAGCAAAUGUGGGAAAGCCUUUUCCCAGAAAGCAAAUCAAAGGAAGCAUGAGAGGAUUCACAGUGGAGAAAAGCCUUAUACCUGCGAUGUGUGUGGUAAAGCCUUUGGCUCAAGCACUCAUCUCAGUCAACACCAGAGAAUUCACACCCAGGAGAAACCACGCUGUCAAGAUUGUCACAAAGCCUUUUACAGCUGCUCUGCUCUUAACAGACAUCAGCACCUUCACACUUGUAAAGGAGUAGCUCCGCCCAGAGCCACUUAGUGACAGCUGAGUCCCAUACAUGUGAAGUCACUCAUACAAAGUCAGCCACUGAAACCAACACACUGGAAACCUCCCCUCCCAGUAAGUCCUAAUAAAAGUGCAUG